This is a messenger RNA of Lineus longissimus, 1445 nucleotides long. RefSeq names its product putative nuclease HARBI1. The record is from RefSeq and is a predicted model, not a curated record. Bases 180 to 1256 code for a protein of 358 amino acids. The transcript is spliced from 4 exons. Lineage: Eukaryota; Metazoa; Nemertea; Pilidiophora; Heteronemertea; Lineidae.
UCAGCGUUUGCAUUAACGCCAGCGUUAAAUCUCACCUAACGUGGCGUUAAAUAUUUUUGGGUUGCUCAAUUAGCGUUAGGCAAAGACCGGCGUUAAAUUUGGCGUUAAAUUUAAAGUACCUCCUCAGCCUCAGUUAAACCCAGCGUUAGGAGAUUUCUGGCGUUAGCAGCAAAUCCAACAUGGCCGCCAACAUUGCAAUCUUUCCACUUCAGCCACAAAUUCAGGCAAUUCGACAAUAUAAUCGCACUUUUAAUCAUCUUGAGCGCUUUAAUGAUAAGAAACUAUUUAAAAGGUAUCGUUUUGAGUUGGAUGGGAUUGAAUUUAUAUGUGAUUUAGUGAGAGAGGACCUCGAAAGAGCAAGUGGUAGGUCAAUGGCCCUCACAGUGGAAAUACAAGUGCUCCUUGCCUUGCGUUUUUUUGCUUCGGGGGCAUUUUUGGAGGCAAUAGGAGACACCCUUGGUGUAGACAAGGGAUCAGUAUCAAGAGCUGUGCGUGAUGUAAGUGCUGCGUUACACCGCCGGAGGGAUGAAUUUAUAAAAUGGCCAAUCCAAGUCGAAGAGCGGCGUAAAGUACAGAUGGGUUUCUACAACAUCUCAGGCUUCCCAAGAGUACUCGGCUGCAUAGACGGCACCCAUGUGAGGAUUAUAUGCCCAAAUCAGCAGGGAAGGGUCCCAAACUAUGAAGCGUCAUUCGUUAAUCGCAAGGGCUACCACAGCCUAAACAUCCAGGCAGUCUGUGACCACACUGGAAAGUUCACAAACAUAGUGGCAAAGUGGCCUGGAGCUACCCAUGACAGCUACAUUUUCCGUAACUCAGCCCUCUCCUCGAAUUUCGCAGGGGCAAGAGGAGAGGACGGGAUGAUGUUAGGAGAUAGUGGCUAUCCUUGCAGGCCAUUCCUCAUCACCCCCUACCCUAACCCUACAACACCUCGUGAGCAGCACUUUAACAAGUCCCUCUGUGGCACAAGAGUUCGCAUUGAACAUGCCUUUGGUGUCCUCAAACGGCGAUUCCAUGUGUUGCAUGGCGAAGUUCGCAUGCAACCUGAACGUGUGGUAAAGAUUGUGUCGGCGUGCACAGUGUUGCACAAUAUUGCAGUCAUGAGGGGAGAACGGGAGCCCCCAGAGGACGAGAGUGACAACAGUGAUCUUGAGAAUAACGACAUUGAUAGCGACAGUGAUAGUGAUGGUGGAGACGAUUAUGAUGGGCCAGAAAAUGGACGACUUUACAGGGAUUACCUGGCAACCAAAUACUUCUAAAGGUAAACUAUAGGCAGCAGCUAGGUAUAGGCAAGAUAAAGUUAAUAGACGAAGCAGCCAAUUAUAUCGUCUCUCAUAUCUCACAGUAUGUUAAAACCAUUCCAUACUUCAUACUGAAUCUGACAUGACCAAGUGCCCUUGCUGUGUAUAUUAGUCACCUGAAGAUGACCAAUUUAACCCCCUAACCAA